GGGCUAGGGGUAAGGAGAGGAAUACACGGCGGCCCCCAGCAUCACAAAGCAGGCAUCGUGUGCGGGAGAGGAGCCUGGCCGCUCCCCCCAUCUCUACUGUCCCUCGGAAUAACGAAGCUCAAGGUUCGGACCCAAAUAAUCAGCCGCUGGUGACAGCUCGGGAUAUUGUUGGAGUUAAACCUGUAAUAUAAACCAGAUGACAGGACACCAUGACUGCCACACAAUCCUUUGGCGCUAUUAAAAGGCAAAAGAGGAAUUCUGCAAAUGGAGUUGGCCCAAGUGAGAAGGAACAACUGGGCCAAUGGGGCAGAGCCUGGGAAGUGGAUUGGUUUUCCCUUGUAUCUGUUAUCUUUCUGCUCCUCUGUGCUCCAAUAAUAGUGUUCUACUUUGUGAUGUCCUGUGAUCAGUACCAGUGUGCUCUGUCUGGUCCUCUCAUUGAUUUAUACUCUGGAAAGUCAAGUGUCAGCGACAUCUGGAGUCGCGCUCCAUCAUUCAGCUGGACAGCUGCGAAAAUCUACAUGGCCUGGGUCUGUUUCCAAGUGUUUUUGUACAUGUGCGUGCCUGAUGUUUGUCACAAGUUGCUACCUGGCUAUGUUGGUGGAGUACAAGAUGGAGCAUGUACUCCUGCUGGUCUGAUCAAUAAAUAUGAAGUCAAUGGACUACAGGCAUGGAUUAUUACCCACGUGCUCUGGAUUGCCAAUGCCAACUAUUUUCACUGGUUUUCUCCCACAAUCCUGUUUGAUAAUUGGAUUCCUCUGUUGUGGUGUGCCAACAUUCUGGGCUAUACUGUGGCAACAUUUGCUAUGAUGAAGGCAUACCUCUUUCCCACUAAUACCAACGACUGCAAGUUCACUGGAAAUUUCUUCUACGAUUACAUGAUGGGGAUUGAGUUUAAUCCACGUAUAGGAGCAUGGUUUGACUUCAAGCUCUUCUUUAAUGGUCGUCCUGGUAUUGUGGCAUGGACUCUCAUUAACCUUUCCUUUGCUGCCAAGCAACUCGAGCUGUACAGUCACGUGACAAAUUCCAUGAUCUUGGUGAAUGUGCUGCAGGCCAUUUAUGUGCUGGAUUUCUUCUGGAAUGAAGCGUGGUAUCUGAAGACAAUUGAUAUUUGCCAUGACCAUUUUGGCUGGUACCUGGGUUGGGGUGACUGUGUCUGGCUGCCAUACCUUUACACUCUGCAGGGCCUGUACCUGGUCUACAACCCAGUACAACUCUCAACUCCCAGUGCAAUCGGAGUGCUUCUCCUGGGAUUGAUUGGCUAUUAUAUCUUCAGAAUGACAAACCACCAGAAAGACCUCUUCAGGCGCACAGAUGGAAAUUGCAAGAUCUGGGGCAAGAAACCUGACUACAUUGAAUGCUCCUACUUAUCCAAUGAUGGUAAAAAGCACCACAGUAAGCUGAUGAUCUCUGGGUUCUGGGGCCUGGCUCGCCAUUUUAACUACACUGGGGAUCUCAUGGGUUCACUAUCCUACUGCUUGGCUUGUGGGUUUUCACACCUCCUGCCUUAUUUCUAUAUCAUCUACAUGUCAAUCUUGUUGGUCCAUCGUUGUAUUAGGGAUGAACAUCGCUGCUCAAGCAAGUAUAACAAGGACUGGAGACAUUAUACUGAUGUAGUGGCUUACCGCCUGAUACCUAGAGUGUUUUAGGAUGAUUCACAUCAUCAUUGUACAGUUUUCAGAAGCUCAAUUUCUUCAGCUAAUGAAAGGUUUGCAUCACAAAUUCUGAUUCACAAGUAAAUGUUUUCAUGGGCAUAACAACUCAUUUUCUGAAUAUAAUAGAGGUUUGGUCACAUUCAAAGAAGUGACCCAUCCAAUUUUAACAAUCUUAUCUGGCUUUCUUGAGUAAAAUGACCAAAGUUAGACGAGAGUCUAACCAUUGAUGUAUCAGAAAGGUGUUGACUGAAUGGACAUUAAAUUGCUCCAAAUGAAUUGAUAGGUGUGAUAAAUACCAGCACAAGAUUAGUGCCUGACUAUUUGGUUUUCACCUGUCCUAAUUAUUUUGUGUAAUUUCAUUUUUAAAAUGCUACUGAGAAUGCCAGAAUUUCAAUUUCUGCAAGAGAUAAAUGCUUAAAAUUCAUUCCUGUGCAGUUUUAGCACCGUUGCUAACCCAUUGAUUUUUAAGUGAGUUCAUGAUUAUGGACAGGUAGAAAGACUUGUAUCCUGUAUAUCACUUUUCAUGGCAUCCAGAUGUUACAAACACUUUGAAGUACACUUGCAGUGAAGUCACUGGUUCAAUUUUAAAAAUGCAGCAACCAAUUAGCAACAGGCUCCCACCAACAGCAAAGAUAAUGGUCAGGUGUUGGUCCUCAUAGAGAUGUACAGCAUUGAAACAGGCUCACAGGUCCAACUCGUCCAUGCAAAUUAGACAUCCUAACCUAAUCUAGUCCCAUUUGCAAGUAUUUGACCCAUAUCGCUCUAAACCCUUCCUAUUCAUAUACCCAUCCAGAUGCCUUUUAAAUGUUGUAAUGUGCCAGCCUCCACCAUGUCCUCAGGAGGCUGGAAGAACACAGCAAGCCAGGCAGCAUCAGGAGGUGGAGAAGGGUUACUCCCAAAACGUCAACUUCUCCACCUCCUGUUGCUGCCUGGCUUGUUGUGUUCUUCCAGCCUCCCACUUGUCUACUUGGGGUUCCAGCAUCUGUAGUUUUAUUGUUUCCACCACUCCUUAGGCACUUCAUUUCAUACACGCACCACCCUCUGCAUUAACAUACUUUCCCUUUUGGUCCUUUCUAAAUCUUUCCCCUCUCACCUUAAACCUAAACCCUCUGCCACUACCACCCCCUGGGGAAAAGACCUUGACUAUUCACUCUCUCCAUGCUCCGAGUCAUUUUCUAAACCUCUCUAUAAGGUCACCAUUCAGCCUGAUGAUUUCAAAACAAAUAUUGGCCAGGACAUGAAGGGCAACUCCUCUGAUCACCAAAUGAGCUCUCUUUAACCUGAAUUUUAAUGGUCAAUUCAGCACCACUAUUGCCAGCAAUAGUAAUCAGGUGUCAGGAAAGUAGAACAUCUGCCCAAAAGUCUCUUUAUCUUCUUGAUGCUAUGUUAAGAAAACAAGUUCACACACCAUCAAGCCAAGAUAUAUGCACAGUAAGAAAGCACAACUACAAACACAAUAUGAAAAGGAAUUGGACAUGUGGCUUCUCAAGUCAUUAUCAUUUAAUAUGAUCAUGGUUGAUCUUCUAUCUCAGUUCUAUUCUCCACCAUAACCCAAAAUAAUAUUCCUUGAUUUCCUUAGUGCCCAAACAUUUGUCAAUCUUAAACUUGAAUAUAUACUCAACAAGUGGAUAUCUAUACCUUUCUGUGAUUGGGAAGGUCAUAGAUUUGCAACCCUCUCAGUUUUCUGAUUUGUGAUGUCCAUUCCUAGUCCUAAAUAAAUGACCUUUUAUCCCAAGCCUCCAGCCUCACAGGUCACCUCCCCCAAUUCCCACUGCACCCUAAACCCUCUCACUCUCUCUCUCUCAGAUCGCUUCCAAACAAACCCAACACCCAUCCCACUGCCCACGCCCUCAAUCCUCUCUCACAGGUCUCCUCCACCCAACAAGGAGAAAGUGAGUACUGCAGAUGCUGGAGAUCAGAAUCAAGAAUGUGGUGCUGGAAAAGCACAGCAGGUCAGGCAGCAUCCAAGGAGCUGGACAAUCGACGUUUCUGGCACGUCGAUUCUCUUGCUCUUCGGAUGCUGCCUGACCUGCUGUGCUUUUCCAGCACCACACUCAAGUCCUCCAACCAACUGCAAGUCCCCAUCCCCACCCCACCACCCACGCCCUCAAUCCUCUCUCAGGUCUCCUCCAACCAAACUCCCCCUAUUCUCAAUCCUCUAACAGAUCUCCCCUCCCAAUCACCCCACUCCCUCAAUUCUCUCACUGAUCUCCUCCACCCAACCCCCUGUCACCCCCACCCUCAAUCCUGUCUCACAGGUCUCCUUUCCCAACCACCUGACUUCCUCAAUCUUCUUUGACAGGUCCUGCUACAACCCACCUACUCCCCUCAAUCCACUCUCACAGGUCACACUGAGGGGGGUCACAAUCAUUUUAAUGGGGAAUCACUGGCCUAUGCUUUGGAACAUUCACUCAUCUUUCUUUUUGAAAAAAAUUGCUUUUCCAUUCUUCUUACAUGGGUAAUGUCACAUUUCACCAGGUUAGACUUUGCAUGCACACUCCCAUGCUCACCUGUCUAUAUUUGACAGUAAAAAGUGAGGUCUGCAGAUGCUGGAGAUCAGAGCUGAAAAUGUGUUGCUGGUUAAAG
Messenger RNA from Hemiscyllium ocellatum (epaulette shark), 4238 nucleotides. RefSeq names its product 7-dehydrocholesterol reductase (gene dhcr7). The transcript is spliced from 9 exons. The record is from RefSeq and is a predicted model, not a curated record. The coding region runs from base 210 to 1646 and encodes 478 amino acids. NCBI's taxonomy places the organism in Eukaryota, Metazoa, Chordata, Chondrichthyes, Orectolobiformes, Hemiscylliidae. Gene Ontology annotation, cellular component: endoplasmic reticulum membrane. Gene Ontology annotation, molecular function: 7-dehydrocholesterol reductase activity. Gene Ontology annotation, biological process: cholesterol biosynthetic process; brassinosteroid biosynthetic process.